This is a messenger RNA of Saccostrea echinata, 6005 nucleotides long. Its product is annotated as proteoglycan 4-like. Bases 118 to 3240 code for a protein of 1040 amino acids. NCBI's taxonomy places the organism in Eukaryota, Metazoa, Mollusca, Bivalvia, Ostreida, Ostreidae. The record is from RefSeq and is a predicted model, not a curated record. The transcript is spliced from 3 exons.
GCACUUGCUGUUCAGUGACGUCACCCCGGCCCUGAUAUUUGCAGAGUGCAGAGGUGUAUCCGGAAAAGAGGGAUUCUACAACAACAGAACCGAUGAAUUACCCUGGUUUUUGUUCCCAUGACACAAGUUUGUGAGAUGGCUUCUGUAAGUCAAUGGAUGCCAAACACAGUAACUCGAAAUUUUUAUUUGGAUCCAGACGAUUUGAAUGAUUCAACUGACAGCCGACAACAGAUCAAUUCUGACAUUCCACCCACGAGGAGAAGGGACAUUCUUUCAUUCAAACGUUCUCUUUCGGACGACAAGGACGGCCUGUCUGGUAACGAAAAACUGGGCACCAGGAAGGAUCUCGCUAUAAGAAGCUCUACUGAUAAGUUGAACGGAAAUAAUUGUGACGAUAAUCAGGAUAUAAAUAAAAUGGGUAAAGAUACAUUACAAAACUCAUCUCCGGAUGAUGGUCCCUCAGGAAAUGUAAUCACAAGUCACUUACGGCAUGUGCAUAGUAAUCCCUUUUUUCUUCACUGUGGAUUGUCCCAUCCACACGGAAAAAUCUACGAUGAUCAACAGAAGCGAAAAAAUUCAUUACAAGAUGAAAGUGACUUAGAAAGUGGUGCUGAAUAUGGUGUUAAUUCAGGAUUUGUGAAUAAACUUCGACAGAAAUUCACAUCACUUAAUCAAAGGGAAGCUAGUGUCAAUCGAUUUCCAGCCAGAAAAUUUGCAAGUGUUGAAAAUUUGUUGGAAACUUCUGAAAAGAUUUCAUUUGAGGAAAGGACACGACCCUUUAGUUCCAACAAAUCCAGAACACUUAAACAAGAUUCUAACUAUGUCAGGAGAAAACCUGAUUUGCCAAAACCACCCAAACCUCCCAAAGGAAGGACUGAAAGGAAAGCGAGUGAUUCUGUGAUUGAACAAAAGCAACACAAACCUUUACAUUCAGAACAUGAGGCUCCAGACAUUAACAAAAUAGGACGGAAUGACAUCAUUAUAAUUGAACACCCCAAACCCUCACCAGUCCCAAAACCAGCAAAAAAAGAAGAAACACCAACAAAAAUGAAUGGUAAGACAGUCAAGGCUCUGAAAGACAAAAAAGUUCCUGAUGAGCUACCAAAGCCAAAUACAGUAUCAUCUUUUCGAUCCAUGUUUGAGAAGAACAAUACAUCAGUCUCAAGGAAGCUUCUUCCAGAUGCUCCAAAGGUAGUACCUCCGAAACCAAGUAAACCCAGUAAACUAAAAGUGAAUCACAAGGAAGCUGUAGAGGGUUCUCCUAUCUCUUCCCCCAUCAACAAGUCACCAGAGGUGAAGAAAGAAAAACCAAAGGAUAUAGAAGCAGAAAAGACUGAAAUGCUAGUAAAACCCAGUACAAUAAAAGAGCGAGCCCAAGAAACACCAAGAAUUUUGGAUUCACCAGUUACCAGAAAAAAAACCUAUCCUGAAAAGAAGUCAAUUUUUGAUUCGGACUUCAAUAUUAAAUCUGAAGUUGAACCCAUUGUAAGAAGUAACUUACAGAAGAGUAAGGUGGAAACAACAAAAGUAGAAGAGACCUCAUCUGAGCCUAGCUGUGAAAGAGAUGUAAAAACUGAAGAAAAAAUAUUUGUGAAAUUAAAACCUGUUAACAUGGUUAAUGAUAAAAAUUUUCAGAAUGAAAAAAGUAGAAGUCUAGCAAAUAAAGCUGCAAAGAAUAAUGAAUAUUUCCCAGGAAGAAAAGAAAUAUUUGAUUCCUCCAUUAUUCCCAAAAGUCCAAGACAAGACUCAAAGGAGAAUUUGGUUAAUACAGUUAAUGAUAAAACUGGAUCACCUUCUCCAAAAUCAACUCUUUCUGAGGAAAUAUUUCCUGGAAGGAAGCAAAUAUUUGAGUCUUCCCAGAUUUCUCCAAGUCCCACAAUUUCCAACAUGUCUAAGAAAAAGCGAGCCCCCAAACCACCAGCAAGUUCUCCAUCUACAGUAACUGUGAAAAGUCCUGCUCCAUCAAUGCCUGUGGAAAAAAGUCUCGAUCCAGUGGUCAAUGAUGUAGUUAAAAUCUCUGUAAUUGAUCCUCCGUCUGUAAGCACUUCUAGUGUAGUACCUGAGAAGCAGGAGUCUACAAAUACUGUGUCCAGUCUCCAAACCUCAUCUCCCAUAACGCCGCGUACUCAACCAAAACAGAUUACAGAACUCUCAGAAUCCUCGCCUGCUCCCUGGCAGACUCAACAAAAAACCUCCACCAAAUCAAGUAAGGUGGAAAAAGAGGAGAUUAAAGAAGAAACAGAAAAAGUUAACAAUUUUACUCCCAUUGAAGUGUCCUCAAGUAAUGACAAUACCCCUACAAGGGGGUUACCAUCAGUGAUAGCAAAUAGACUGAAAAAGAAUUCGAAAAAUGCUUCCAGCAGUAUGGAGGAAAAUGAUAAAGCUGAGUCUAGUGAUGAUGAUGAUGGUCCACAAAAUUUGGUAAAACCAAGUCAAUUAAGAAAUAAAUCUUUUGUAAAAGUCUCAAAUAGCCCCUCUGUGCCAAAUACACCAAACUCAGUUAGUCCCAGUGAAUCCCAAAACUCAAACACUAAUGUGCCAGUCAGAAACAUUGAAGAUCUCAUUCGAAAGAAUCGAGACAAACCCGCUGCUCUUUUUGACUCCAGCAGCAUUGUGCCGAAAGUCCAACCCAAAGUGAAUGGUGUCCCACCCCUGGACCUCAGUGACCUCGUGACAGAAGAACAGAAUCAUCCAUACCAGGAAGGUUACAUCCCAACCAAGAUCAAGCCCUGUAACAUUGUGUUUGUAGGGGCAGGGGUCAGCCUUGAUACACAGCCACUAAAGAAAAGCAGGAGUGGGCAUUCGCUCCGUAUUCAGUUCGACGACAAGGCACUCUCCACCCAUGAGUAUCAGUCGGAGAACUCCGCUUUGGCACAGUAUUUGGAGGAAAAUCCACACGAAAAAGAAGAGGUAGUGAAGGAACAAGUGGAAAUUGAGCAGGCAACACUUAGUCUUGAUGUGGAUAACACAGAAUCCAGUGAUGAUGUGGAAUCACCACGAGAGUCAUCCGCCAUGAAAUCCAACACUGCCAUUGGGACGGGUUCAGGAGAGCUCAGUAAUUAUAAGUCAAAGAUCCAGUUGGAUGAAUUUCAGUUUGGAAUGUCCAUGGAGGAACCAGAACCUGUUCCCACACCAGCUCCGGAUCAAGAGGUUAAUGCGGAAGAAGGGGACCUAUGCCCUGCAGAGGAUGAGAGCUCCAUAAACUUUACUGCAACUGGAACUUCUGACAUAAUGUUCUAACUGGAACCUCCAACAUGAUGUUCUAACUGUUCAUUACUGGGGGCACUUAACCUCUACAGCUUUCUCAUGGCCUCUUGAUUUAUUUGAAAUCUGGUGGAGAUAAUUUUUUUCUCUAUUCAGCCUCUGCUCUUCAAGAGGGAAACUGGAUCAGUAGAAAAUCUUUGCUAGUGUUCAGGGGAGAGUUGGACCAGAACUUGUGGAUGUGUGCAUGUGCACAUAAUGUGCUAGUUUGCAAAUGCAUUAAUGUGCUUAUUUCAUAACAGUUCAUACACUGUACAUCGGUCUGAAAUGUAGUAUUUAUUGACAAUAUUUACAUCAUUUAGUGCUUUUUGUCAGACUUUUUAAUUUGAUGUGUGUGUGACUCUUUGUCAGUUUAGUUGGUACAUGUAGCCAUAUUGAUUACAGGACAGUCUGUAAAUUAGGGAUUGAUAAAUACCCAGAAAAUUGGAGACUUUUAACAAAAAAAAAUCUUUAGGAAGCCUUGUAACAGAUGGUGAUAAUUAGGUGUUUGUUGGGUUGCAUUUGUUAGAAACAUGUAUCCGGGGAUGCCAUUCAGAGCCAAAGAAAAGAAAAAUCAUUGUAAUCUCAUUAGAAGGUUACCCCUUUUUCCUGUUGGGUUAACACAAACUGUGUACUUCAAACGAGAGUUUCCAUGUUAAUUUGGAAAUACAGAGCAGGUCUCUACCGACGUAAAUGCUAGUUUGCUUUUGCUCAAAUUAGCUAAGCAUGUAAACCAAAAAAAUGUGUAUAUGAGAGCUGCUUUUUAUAAUCACAUUCCAAAGCUUCUGUCCUUAGAAUGUUUGGUGAAAAAAUAAUUUUGUACUUUCUUAACUUUCAUCAGCUUUGCAUUCCAAUUUUUUUUUUUGUUUGUUUGAAUUGUUAUAUGUGUAAUAUAUCUUAUUCUAUAAAUCUUUGUUGUUCAUGCUCAAUAUAUAUGUUAUCAUUUUGAUUAAUUUGUUGAUUUUUACUAAAAAGAAAAAUUUCAGAGAAGAAUUUUUACAUCUAGAGCUUUUAAAUAAAAUAAUGCAAUAUAUCAAUGCGUUUGUAAUAUUCAUGAUCAAGAUAUGUGUGAUUAAUGUUUAUCGAGGGUUUCCUUAUAUGUACAUUGUAUUAAUUGUCUUUUUUUAUAGUUUGACAAAUUGCAUUCAUGUAGUGUUUUGUGAUAUUUCAAUAUUGAUCUGGUGUAAUAAUUGUUUGCGUCACAUUGAUCAGAGAUUUAUAUAAGUUUGAUCGAAUGUUUUGUUGAAAUGAAAGAGGAAGAAAACAAUGUGCAUGAAAUUUAUUUCUGAACACGAUUUAUUUACUUUAUUGUCAGAUAUGCAGGAUACUUUAUACAGAUUUGAAAUGGGCAAAUAGUAAAUAUUUGAUAAACAGUUGAAAUUCUCUUAGUAAAGACCAAGUCACUUAGGAUUUAAAAAAUCGAUUUUUUAAUAACUGUUUGCUGUACAGGUAACAUUAAAAAAAUUUUGCAUGUCUAGAGAUGAUCUUUGUCUUAGGUCUCAAACUGUGUGCUUUAUUGGAUCAACAAAGGUUUUUUUUUUUUUUAAUAACAAAUGCAUUUUUUUAUCUUUAUAGACUAACAUGAAUUUCUAAGCCAAGCUUUCAUUAUUAUGUAUUAGUAAAUACACGAUUCAACUGCAUUCCAUUUAUUGACAUACAAGAAGUAAUACUGUUUAUUUUGCAUUGCCAUGACUUAAUAGUGCAUUCCUAACAACAAAAAUUGCUUAUUUAUUGUACACUGUAGAUUAGCAUUUACAUUAUUUUGUUUCAAUGUUGAUUGACAUGUAGUGCAUUUAUAAAACAUGCAUGAGGAAACAGUUUAUUUAGUUGACAUUUUAUGCAGGUAUAGUUUGAUUAUGUCUGGUUUGCAUAUUCAUCAAAUUGGAUUGCAUACUUAAAACAUAUUUAUUAAUAAUUAAGCAUUGUAUAAACAUAAAUUUUAUAUUAGUACCCAUAUAAAUUGAUAUAAAAGAUAUUCAGACUCCAGAUAUCUAUUUCAAUCUCCGUAAACUGUAAACUAUAAUCAUGAUGACAGAUUUAUGUGUAUCAUCAGAAAAAAAAUUGUGCUCUGAUUAAAUCGGCAAUGUUGCAACAUGUACGAACAAAUGUACUACCUAUAUGUUCAGAUGGGCAUGUUAUGUCAUGCAUUCAGAAGUGUUGAUGAAUUGUUCUUUUUUUCCGUGAGUAGGAAGAAAUCCAUUGUCUUACUAUCCAUUUUCCUGUCUCUUUUGUUAAAUGAAUUCUCUCAUACAAGGUCAUGUGCCUUGUGUCGUCUCUUAAGAAUUGGAGUUAGGUCCCUUGGUAGUAAACCACUGCUUUGUUGUGAUUGUCUCUCUAAACUUCAUUUUGUUUUUACUCAUGCGAGCUUCAGAUACUCGAGAAUAUAUUGUCUCAUUUGUUUGCUAUUUGUAGUGAGCUCUUACUUCUAACAGAAAUACAUUCUAUGCAAAAUUUUAGAAGGUAGGAAGUACUUAAUGUAGUUAGAGUAUGACAGGAAAUUUUGUCUUGUUCAGUAUGUGGAGCACAUACAAUGUGGAAGUGUGACUCACUUAACUGGAUUUCAUGUUGUCUCUUAUUGGGAUUGUAGCAGGGAUGUAGCAAAACACAUGUCAUGUAGAUUUCACCGAAAUCUUUUGGGAUUUUUUUCUCUUUCAUUUUUUUCCUCUGUGAUUUUACCAAAUUUUUGUUAUUUCACAUUAAAGCUUGCAUAUGUUUUAUCAUUUUGUGUAUCAUAUAUUUUUUCAAUAAAGUCAUAUAUAUGCACA